This is a messenger RNA of Polychytrium aggregatum, 909 nucleotides long. RefSeq lists its product as uncharacterized. The coding region runs from base 176 to 637 and encodes 153 amino acids. The record is from RefSeq and is a predicted model, not a curated record. NCBI's taxonomy places the organism in Eukaryota, Fungi, Chytridiomycota, Chytridiomycetes, Polychytriales. The transcript has 4 exons.
GUCCGGCCGCGGGAAUAUACCUGCCCGCUUCCGCUCAAGCUUGUGGUCCGCAUUUUGGCUUGGAUCUCGCCCUCGGCAGCGGCCCAGACUCUGCUAUCGAGGCCGUCAGAAGCGUCGGAAGCGUCGCCUGGUCCAUUUGCAUCACACACAUCCACCCACUUGCGCCAGAUAAACCAUGCAAUCGCUGCCAAAUCGACCGUUUGCAAAGAAGCUCUUGCCAGGCGAUAUCGGCGCCCUGCAGGCCGGGUUCGCUCGCCGCUCGGCGCCGGUGCUCUAUCACUCCGAGACCGGCCUGCCCAUCGACGAGGACGAGCUUGGAUACGAUAGCGGGGAUGCUAUGGACUCGUCAUGGGUGUCCGGGCUGGCCAAGCAGGAAAUCGACGCUAUCCACGGGCUAACGGAAUCGGGACGACGCUUUCUGAUACUGUGGAAUGGAUUCUUUGGAACCCAGAGAGUGUUCCGGUCCGACCUAGUUGUCGAGUCGAUUCGGUCAUUUAUCACAAAGCACGAACCCGAGAUCGAUCGCCGUCAGCUCGCUAUGGCUCUUCUCCGACGCCAGAAUUUGGGCUUGCUGAGCCCAAGCGAGACCAUGACUCUGCUGCAGCAUUUCUCCUCUCUCCGUGGUUGUCCCAAGUAGCAGCGGCGCCGAAUCGCUGCCAGACUCUAAGGCAAAAACAUCACGACAGGCAGGACGAUUCACGAGCUGCCCGGCAUUCCGUAGGGCGCUUGUGGGGUCGACGAUACCGAUGAAGCAGGGGGCAAACCCAUCCACCCAGAUAGAGCCUAUCUGUCCGGACGCAGCGGCAGUGCGAGAUGGUAGAGAGGCCGUUGGCGGUGCCCAAGGGAACAAUGACCUUCCCAACUGGACUUGCAUCAAUCCAUCUCGAUCCUGCUGGGCCUGUGUCUCCG